Messenger RNA from Cryptomeria japonica (Japanese cedar), 2448 nucleotides. RefSeq names its product G-type lectin S-receptor-like serine/threonine-protein kinase LECRK4. Lineage: Eukaryota; Viridiplantae; Streptophyta; Pinopsida; Cupressales; Cupressaceae. The record is from RefSeq and is a predicted model, not a curated record. Gene Ontology annotation, molecular function: protein serine/threonine kinase activity; ATP binding. Bases 1 to 2448 code for a protein of 815 amino acids. Gene Ontology annotation, biological process: protein phosphorylation; recognition of pollen. The transcript has a single exon.
AUGGCAGCUUCUCAAGUACUCCUUCCUUUGGCCUUCAUUGCCUAUCUGCUCUUGCUCCUCAUCAUCUAUGUGUUUGGCCAGCAGCAACAGAUAAGCAUCAGCUCAAUUGUGAACACUUCCAUAGACUCAAAAUGGAUUUCGCCAAAUGGAGAAUUUGCAUUUGGGUUUUACAAUAUAAAACCCACGCAAUAUUUGAUUGGCGUGUGGUUUGACGAGAUAGAUAUUCCUAAAACUCUAGUUUGGAUAGCCAACAGAGACAAACCUCUUGAAGAGGGUUCUACUCUGCAGCUCAAUGUGACCGGCCUCAACGUCUUUGAUUCCCAAGGGAAGUUACAGACCAUAUUUCCUUCCCUCACAGGAGUAAAUGCUGCUGAAAUGAGAGAAAAUGGUAACUUUGUGCUGCUAGACAUAUCUAACAACACCAUCUGGCAGAGCUUCGACCAUCCUACAGAUACUCUCUUGCCUGGCCAAACACUGAAGCGUGGAUCUAAAAUCUAUUCCAGAGCUACCAAUGCAACCUAUUCAACGGGGAGAUUCGUGUUGGCGUAUCAGAAGAAUGGGGAUUUGAUCCUUUCACUGGCUGAGCGUUUGGGUGACAAUUCUAGUGAUUACUGGAGGUUAGCAAUCGGUAAUAAUUCUACUGUGGGUGCUUCUAACUUGAACAUUUCUACAAAUGGAUACCUAUGUUUUGCAGACAGUUCCUCAGAUGCAAGUAUUACUCCAUGUAGUGUUAGCGCCAGAAAGGCGAAGGAACACGCUGUUCGUAAAGUGAGCUUAGAUGCCGAUGGAAUUCUGAGAGGGUAUUUGUGGAGCAAGGGAGAUGGUGAUGGUGAUGAAGGUAAUAAUCCUACUCCUUCCUGGGUACCUGCAUGGAAGGCCUUGGACAAUCCUUGCCAAGUGAGUGGUCAGUGUGGAUUCAACAGCAUCUGUAAUGUGACCCAGGAUAUGUUGGCAUCCUGUACUUGCCCUCCAGGAUUCUCUCUGGUUGAUAAACAAUACCCAUUGAAGGGAUGCCUUCAAAAUUCUUACGAUCAGAUCUGCAGUGCCAAUGCAAGCACUGCUGUAAUGAUGGAGCUUGAAAGUGUUGAUUGGCCAGGGAAUGACUAUGCAACAAUUUUGUCUUUUAAUGAAAGUGAGUGCAAGCAGGCGUGCUUGGAUGAUUGUAUGUGCAUGGUGGCCAUCUAUGAAAUUGGAAUUUGUUGGAAGAAAGCAAACCCAUUAAGGGAUGGGCGCAUCACAUCUUCCAGUAAAGCUUUUGUCAAAGUACUAUCUAAAGUCCUCCCUCCAUCGACUGCACCGUCAGAGUAUGAAGAUCCGAGGAAGGAGUCCAGUGACACACUUAUUAUUUCCAUUGCAUUCAGCCUGGUGGGUUGCUUUUCUGCACUUAUAGUAGUCAUACUUAUAAUUUGGUUUUUUGUCUGUCUUCCCAAGCUCAGAACUCUACAAGAAAAGGGUUCAUUCUCAGAGGGACUAAAAGCAUUUACAUAUCAAGAACUAUCCUCGGCAACAAAAGGAUUUAAAGAAGAGCUGGGAAGAGGUGCCUUCGGAAUGGUGUAUAAAGGGAAACUGUUGGACGGAAGAAUGAUUGCUGUUAAAAAGCUUGAGAAGCCUAUGAAUCAAGACAGCCGUGGGGAUGGAGGAGCAGGUGAAAAGGAGUUUAGAGCAGAGAUGAAUAGCAUUGGAGCAACCCAUCAUAAAAAUCUCGUUCAGCUGUAUGGUUUCUGUGAGGAGAGCUCCCACAGGCUUUUGGUGUACGAAUACAUGAGCAAUGGGUCUCUAGAUCAGGUUCUCUUCAAAAGUGGCAUCUAUCUUGACUGGAAUUUUCGCGUUCAGAUCGCUCUUGGAAUUGCAAGAGGACUUCUUUAUUUGCACGAAGAGUGCAUGAAUCAAAUACUCCACUGUGACAUCAAGCCUCAAAACAUACUUCUGGACGAAAAUCUCAAUGCAAAAAUAUCUGACUUUGGCAUGGCUAAAUUGAUCAGGGCGGAACAGACGCGCACAUUUACUCAGACGCGGGGUACCAUUGGUUACAUAGCUCCCGAGUGGCACAAGAAUGUGGCAAUCACUGUAAAAGUAGACAUUUAUAGCUUUGGAGUGAUGCUGCUAGAAAUUAUUUGUUGCAGGAAAACGCUGGAUCUGGAUGCCCAGGAUAAUGAAAUGGUUUUGUCUGAUUGGGCUUAUGACUGUUUGAAACGAGGAAGGCUGAGAAAGUUAGUCAUGGAGCAGCUGUCCAAAGAGGAGUUGAGUGAGUUGGAAAGAAUGGUGUUGGUGGGACUGUGGUGCAGUCAACAAGAUCCCUGUUUUCGACCAUCGACCAAAGCAGUUGUUCAGAUGCUGGAAGGAACAAUUGAGAUUGCAGUGCCGCCUCUCCCUACUCCGCCACCUUCUCCUUCAACUGCUGCAAGUCACGGCUCUACUUCAACAGACCAUAUUUCUUUUAUCAGAUAG